GAAAACGAAAACGAAAACGAAAACGAAAACGAAAACGAAAACGAAAACGAAAACGAAAACGAAAACGAAAACGAAAACGAAAACGAAAACGAAAACGAAAACGAAAACGAAAACGAAAACGAAAACGAAAACGAAAACGAAAACUAAAAUUGUCGUCUCGAAGUGCACCUUUGCUUCCAAAAUGUCAUUAUUGUGCAUUAUUGUGCUGCCCUCUCAAUCAUAUAUCUCACCGCUCCUAUAUAGUUAACACUGCAAGAAACUGAGCUGUUUUGCGCCUUUAAGGCGAUAGUAUUAUAGGACUUUGUAUACGCGUUACAAACCCUCCGACAUAACGAACCAAUGCACCACACGUGACAUUUAUUCUUUUGAACCCGACGCCCCUAACUUUGUUUAAGUAAUAUGCCGUCGCAUUGUCACGAAUCAAACUCAGUGCGAAGUGAUUCCUAGCAUCGGUAGGUUCUAGCAAUUACUCCCUGCCAAAAUGGUAAUCUAUUUGCUGUGCGGUUUGCUGUUAACAUUGGUCUACUAUCAACUCACCAAAAACAAAAACUACUUCCGGAACAAACCGAUCCCAACAUUGCCUUCGAAGCUCCUGUUCGGUAGCACUGGGCCGUUGAUGCUCAGGCAGAUAUCUUUUGCGGGCUUCAUCGAAUCGAUAUACAACGUAUUCCCUUGCGCCAAGAUAAUUGGCAUGUUUGACAUCGUCACCCCGGUGUUUGUGGUGCGCGAUCCGGAGCUGAUCAAACGGGUAAUGGUGCGUGAUUUCGAUCACUUUGCGGAUCAAGUGCCAGUGUUCGGGUCGAACGAGUACGACCAUCCGAACUUACUUGUGGCGAGAUCGCUGAGCUUCCUCGACUGCCAGCGGUGGAAGAGUAUGCGGGCGACGGUCAGUCCGGCCUUCACCGGUUCCAAGAUGCGACAGAUGUACGAGCUGAUAGUCGAGUGUAGCGAGAACGCGGUUCAGCACUAUCUGGAGGAAACUCGCGCCCGGGGUCCUCAGGUGUACGAAAUGAAGAACAUAUUUACGCGAUAUGCGAGCGAUGUGAUCGCGAGUUGUACCUUCGGGAUACAGACGAAUUCCUCGAAGGAUCCGGAGACGGAGUUAUAUGUGAUGGGAAAAGAUAUGAUGAACUUCAAGAAGAUUAGUGCGGUGCUGAAACUGAUCGGUUUCCGGGUUUGCCCGUGGCUAAUGGCCCGCUUGGGAAUUGAUAUUUUUGCUGAGCGAUACAACAGUCACUUCAAAUCGUUGAUUUUUGCGACCAUAAAGGAACGCGAGGGAAAGGGAUUUUUUCGGCGGGAUUUAAUACAGUUGCUGUUGCAAGCGAAGAAUGGACAAUUGAAAGCCUGUCCUCAGGAGAAAGAACAGAACGAGGGAUUCGCCACGGCGCAGGAGGCAACCGUUGGGACAGCACAGAAGACGCUCUCCGAUACGGAAAUAGUUGCACAGUGUUUGAUAUUUUUCCUGGCUGGUUACGAGACGGUAUCAACAAGUCUGUUGUUCCUCACGUACGAGCUCGCUAUCAAUCCAGAGGUGCAAAAUAGGCUACACGUAGAGGUGAUGGAUACGCACGCAUCCCUCGAUGGAAAGCCAUUAAGUUACGAUGCAAUGCAACGGAUGAAGUACAUGGAUAUGGUUGUGACGGAGGUACUCCGAAAGUGGCCUCCGUUGCCGGCGUCGGACCGAAUGUGUGUGAAAGAUUAUACGCUAGACGACGGCAAUGGACUCUCGUUCACGAUCGAUAAAGGGACGGCCCUGUGGGUGCCGAUCCGUGCUCUACAUCACGAUCCUAAGUAUUUCCCGAACCCGGAUCUGUUCGACCCUGAACGGUUCAACGAUGAGCGCAAGGGUAGUGUCGACCCGGCCACGUUCAUACCGUUUGGAAUCGGUCCCAGGAACUGUAUCGGAUCGCGUUUCGGGCUAGCGAUGAUGAAAACCAUCGUUUACUAUCUGCUGCUGCACUUCUCGAUCGAACGAACCGCCAAAACUCAGGUGCCACCGGUGCUGACAAAAGGUUUCGUCGAGGUUAUCCCGGAGAACGGAGUCCAUCUGGAGUUCAGGCCUAGGGUGUGAUGACGAGUGUGGGUUUCGUGGCGGUUUGAUAUAAUUAUGUUAAUGUCACUUAUGAACUGUUAAAUUGAUGGAGAACAGAGAUCAAUAUUUGUAUUGAAAUGACAGAGAGAGAGAGAUGUAUAUUAGACCUGACAAAUUCAAAAUCAGUUUUUAUCUCAAUAUUAGAAGUAGAUUCGAUUGAUCUAGAAGUUUUAUUAUUUAUAUUAUUUUUUAUUAUUUCGAUUAAAAUGAUGUUCGUUUACAUUUGAAGUGCAUUUGAAGCAAUUUGUAAUUUUGUUUGUUUCAAACUGUUUCAAUAUUCAACUAUUCCCAAAGUUAUAGCAAUUAGCACAUCCAUCAAAUUAAUUUCUAUAAAAUCUACAACAAACAUUACCUAUGACGAAAAAUCCACAAAAACCAGAUCAGAGGGCCCUCACUAAUGGCCUAUAAUCAUAAAAAUAAGAAAAAACUUUAUUAUUUAAAUUUGUCUAUCUACUCUCGUCUCUACUCUAUACUCUAUACUCACUACUCUCUACUCUCUACUCUCUACUCUCUACUCUCUACUUUCUACUCUCUACUCUCUACUCUCUACUCUCUACUCUUUACUCUUUACUCUCUACUCUCUACUCUCUACUCGCUACUCUCUACUCUCUUCUCUCUACUCUCUUCUCUCUACUCUCUUCUCUCUUCUCUCUUCUCUCUUCUCUCUUCUCUCUUCUCUCUUCUCUCUUCUCUCUUCUCUCUGCUCUUUACACACGCACACACUCACGCUGACGCACACACCCGCAAACAUGUGUACGCUUUCGCACGCACUCGUGUGCACACAUACACAUCGCAGUUGAUCACUGCUAAAUUUCUCUCUGUUUUGGUUUACAAUCUCUUUGUUUAUUUACACCGCGCUUUUGGACACGAUUUUUUUAGCGCUUUUAUUUAUAGUGAUAAAAUGAACGCUAGGGAGUAGCGAGCCAUUUUCAUUAUGCAUUUUGCGGUGAUUCGAAUUUUAAGAGGGUCAAGAGUCACUGCGAUGAUUGAUGGAGCGUUAUUUAAACGCGAACUCUCGCACGCCCGACAAAGCGAACAACCCCAUAAAUCGAAUGUAUUUUGACACGCGACGGCGGAGGACAUAUCCUUGGACAACCCAGGAAUGCAACCGUAAUAAACUCCUCUAGUUUUGAUAUUAUGUAAACGGAACUCAUGGCGUGUCAGUUUUGAUUUCUCUUUAAUCGUUUCUGAAUUUCCACGAGUAACACAAAAUUAAAACCCAACUGUUCAACAAAUAAUAAAAACUUAACUUUUGCACUGAACUGAAUUGAAAUUUUAAAUUGAAAAACAAAAACUAUCAAACAGCACAACAAUAAACAGCAACAAAAAAAUAUCUUUUGACAGUUCAUUGGUAAAAUUAUUACGAACUAAAAAAAAACAUGACAACAACAAAAAUGUAAUGAGUUCGUUAAAAUUGAAUUUGAAACUAUUGAGGAAUGAGAAUUUUGUUGAGACUGAAAGCGAAACAAUAUAUUUGAACGGAACUAAUUUAUUUUCGGCGACGAAAAAACAAAAUAUUUAGUAAAAAACUCUAAACAGAGUGGUGAAUAUAAGAUAAUUCAAUGUAAUAUGAAUGUGUUAAAAAUAAUAAGAAGUCAGCCGUAGGAAAUUGUACAAGAAAAUAUUUACGGAAUGAAGAUAAUAUAACUAAACAAUAAGAGUGCAUUGAAACUGGAAUAAAUUGAUGGGUGAGAACUUCGUUGAGUCAGUAACAAGUAAAAAAUAAUUAAAUACGAAAAAAUACGAAAAGAAGGUACAAGAAAGCAACUUCUAGUGAUUGAAAUGAAACCAAAAGAGCGAAUAAUAAGAAAUCACCGGGAAAGCUGAAGAGAGUAAAACAACACUUAUUUCAAAGUUGAUGAGAGCUCAAUAAAAAUCGAAUAUAAAAACAUGAACAUGAAAACAUGAAUGAGUAUAAUUAGGAGAAAAAGAAAACAACGGACUAAACAGCGAAUAUGAUAAGUGUGUAUGUGAUGUGAUUGUGAUCCGAUUAAAAACUAAAUUCAGUGAAUUAUUUAUGGAAAAAAACAUAAAUGGAAUGGAAGUUAAUAAGAAUUAAAUACGAAAUGAUCAGAUAAAAGCCAUCGUUAGAGAUUGAAUUACAGCCAAAUGAGCGAAAAUAAAAAGAGAAGAGAAAAGGUUCUAAGGAGACUUAAAAAAGAAAUAGUAAUAAAAUUAAAAGGAACUGAAUGAAAAACGAAUAUAAAGUCUGUCUCUAUUAUUGUUGAAAUUUGUACAUAUGCGUAAAUGGAUUCUUUCAUCAAAUAUGAUCUUCUAUAACUUCCCGAAAGAUUUCGAAUAUAUGUAUUUUUUAAGUGAGAAAGGUAUUUCAUGACUUUAAGAGGAUGAAUGAAAAAUUAAAUUCAGACAGAAAAUCGAUCAAGUGCCGAAAAAAAAAAUUUUUAUUGACAGUUAAUGCAA
Messenger RNA from Toxorhynchites rutilus septentrionalis, 4513 nucleotides. RefSeq names its product cytochrome P450 9e2-like. The record is from RefSeq and is a predicted model, not a curated record. Gene Ontology annotation, molecular function: heme binding; monooxygenase activity; iron ion binding. Lineage: Eukaryota; Metazoa; Arthropoda; Insecta; Diptera; Culicidae. The transcript has 2 exons. The coding region runs from base 482 to 2071 and encodes 529 amino acids.